AGAGAGCCCCGGUGUGUUUCUGCUGGGAUUAUAAUACACUGGCCAUCAGUCACUGCCAUUUUGUAGUUUCAGUGGGUUUUUACACUACUGGUAGAGUAAAAAUGUGAGACUGCUCACGUUACGUCAUUUGGGACGCCGUGGUUCUGCAGCUCGUUGUGCAUAAAAUCAGCGUGCUGCUGAGGGAGGACGGUGGGAGCUGCUCCUUCCGACCAGAGAAUGCCGUCUCUGUCGGAGCAGCUGCAGGAGGUGCGGAGUCGGGCUGAAGUGUGCCUGUACUCUGGAGGCAGGGUGGUGGAGGUGCGGGCCGGGGUAAUGGCUAUGGCUAAUCUGCCUUUACCGCCCUGCUCCAAAUACCGCCACAUCGCUGCAGAAACCAUGGUCAUAGAAAACAGCUUUGGCAGCAACCGGAAGGAGACCCUUGCGUCUGUCCAGCGCUUGUCUACAGCACUGAACAUCCUGGAAAAGUAUGGCUGUAACUUGACAAAUCCCAACAGGCCAAAGUAUUGGAGGACAGUGAAACACAACAACCCAGUGUUCAGAGCCACUGUUGAUGGUAUUCAGGGAGGACGAGCAGUGCUCUGUCUUUAUGGUUACUCCAAUCAGCAGCCAGAUGGGCUCAGCUUCCCUGAUGAUGUCACGGAUCCAGAUGUGGGCCGAGUUGCUGCAGUAACACUUGAAGUGAUGAGCCUGAGGAUGGAACUAGAAAUGCUUAUUAAGGAGGCUCAUCCCCACCCUGAAUUCUAUGAGAGAAUCAUCCCUACACUGAGACACAAGGAUGUGGGUCUCAACACUGACGCUGUGGCCUACAAUUCCCCCUCCAUUUCAUGCCAUUCAGACAGUCAGACCAAGUCUCUAGCUUUCCCCCUGCACCAUCACUCCUCCAGAGAGGGCAGCCGUGGCCACUCUCUGUCCUCCAACCACCAAAGUCUCAGGUCCAUUCAGGUCUUUUCCACUUCCUCAAACAAACACCCAGAAAACUGCGCUAUCUGUCAAAUAUUCCGUAUCUCUGCCCACUGCCUCACUUGCCUCCAGGGGCUCUGCUCAGAUUGUGACAGACUGUACCACUCCAACCCUGAGAGGGCCAACCACCGUCGGACAGCUGUCCCAUCAUCAUCAUCAUCAUCCCAAAACAGGAAUAGUCACAGUUCUUCCACCUGGAAUUGCCUUCACUGCACUAAAGUCAACUCUGUCCAGGAUGUGCUGUGUGAGGAGUGUGAGCGCCCUCGCUUGGAAUCGAUCAGCUGUAAAGCAGAUGAAUCUCCCCCUGCCACCAUCACUGAGUGGCAGUGUAAGAGCUGUACCAUGGUGAAUGCAGCCAGCAGUAUUCUGUGUGAGGUGUGUGAAAGACCUCGUUUGGCCACACGACCUCCAGUGACCCCAUCACACCCACCCAUCACCCCCCCAAGACCACCAGCACCCGUACUGGGCAUGCCUGGUGACCCUGACAGCCAG
Messenger RNA from Micropterus salmoides (largemouth bass), 1452 nucleotides. RefSeq names its product E3 ubiquitin-protein ligase RNF31-like. The record is from RefSeq and is a predicted model, not a curated record. Gene Ontology annotation, molecular function: linear polyubiquitin binding; K48-linked polyubiquitin modification-dependent protein binding; zinc ion binding. Gene Ontology annotation, biological process: protein linear polyubiquitination. Gene Ontology annotation, cellular component: LUBAC complex. NCBI's taxonomy places the organism in Eukaryota, Metazoa, Chordata, Actinopteri, Centrarchiformes, Centrarchidae.